Molecule: messenger RNA, 4411 nt
Organism: Trichomycterus rosablanca
Lineage: Eukaryota; Metazoa; Chordata; Actinopteri; Siluriformes; Trichomycteridae
Gene: bmp2a
Product: bone morphogenetic protein 2a
Exons: 2
Coding region: 788-1966 (392 amino acids)
Biological process (GO): BMP signaling pathway
Cellular component (GO): extracellular region
Molecular function (GO): growth factor activity; cytokine activity
Source: RefSeq, a predicted model, not a curated record
AUAUCUCCACCUCAGUUCGGUUGAAUCAUUAAAGUGUCGGUGUAAUCCUAGCGCGCUUGUAUGUUAUUUCUAACACCAGAGCAGAUUGGGGUUUUAAUGGAUGGCAGAUGAGAACAUGGUGCAGGGAAAAGCGCUCGGUGCUUUGCAAGCUUUCCGGUUUCUGCACAACAUCUGUGCAGCGGUGACGCGCUCAACAUGAAAAACUGUUUGUGAAAUCCAGGACUGAACCUUAAAGCAGGAAUAGAAGGGAAAGUGGUGCAGUUUGGUGAUCGGCUGGAUCUGAAGGCUCGUCAGACUUUGCUGUGUGAUGGGAAGGUGCGGGACGCUGUGGUGGAGGUAGUGCGCUGCGCACUGGCUUUAGCUGGACUUUAUCCUCUCAGCCCACUUGGACGCACAACACCCAGCUGGGAAGAUCGAGACCUCUUACACGUAUUGUGUUUGAUUUAUUGCGGAUACAUAUUGGCUUGUAUUGGAUCUGUUUAUUCUGGAUCUGUAAAGAACUGCGAGUUUUUUCAGCGUUUGAGCGGCACUAACUUGUUGCGCUUUUCUGCUCAAAGUUUAAACCAUGACAGGCGCGCUGUUACAUUUCCCUUUUCUAGAUCAUCUCAGUUUGCAUCAUUUAGAUCACCCAGUCUGUGAUAAAUAACAGCUCGACAACGUUAAACAACAAGCAACUGUGAUUCUAACAACAAUAGCCAUGUGGAUCCGGAGCUGUGGAAGUGCGUGUCGGCUGCUGGCCGUGUGAUCACGCCGAUCUCCGCGCCUAGUGUCCCCGCCCGCAGUGAUCAUGGUGCCGGUGUUCUGUCUGCUGCUGAUCAUCCAGCUCUUGUUCGGAGCCUGUACCGGCCUCCUACCUGAGAUCGGACGCAGAAAACACGUCUCUCUGUCCCAGGACGCGCUGGAUGCUUUCGAGCUUCGUCUGCUCACGAUGUUCGGGCUGGAACACAGACCAAACCCGGGCAGUACGGCUGUGGUACCGCAGUACAUGGUGGAUCUCUUCAGUGCGUAUUCAUCCAACAGCGCUGAGAACAGGCACCAUAAAGCAAGGAGCACAGUGGGCAGAAGCGCAGAGAGAUCCGCCAGCCGUGCCAACACCGUCCGGAGCUUCCAUCACGAUGAAUCUACAGAGGAGCUGUCGAGUCAUGGCGGAAAGACAGUUCAGAAGUUCCUCUUUAAUUUGAGCUCCAUCCCCGGAGAGGAGCUCGUCACAUCGGCAGACUUGAGGAUUUACAGGGAGCAGGUGACGACGAACCGUAGCAGUAACAGCAGCGCAGGUUUUCAUCGUAUUAACAUCCAUGAGAUCAUUAAACCUGCCCUGCCUUUUAAAGAACCCAUCACGAGACUCCUAGACACCAGGCUGGUUCAGCAUGGCCUCAGUAAGUGGGAAAGCUUCGACGUGAGUCCCGCCGUCUUGCGGUGGACCAGGGACGGCCACGCCAACCACGGCUUUGUGCUGGAAGUGGUUCACCCAGGCGAUGCCGAAGGAGACUAUAAGAGACAUGUCAGAGUCAGCAGAUCGCUGCAUGACAGCACAGACUCGUGGCCUCAGAUGAGACCACUGCUGGUGACAUUCAGCCACGAUGGCAAAGGACACGUGCUCCACUCUCGGCAAAAACGGCAAGCACGGCCCAACAAGCCAAAAAAGAAGCACAAAUCUAACUGCAGGAGGCAUUCAUUAUAUGUAGACUUCAGUGACGUGGGCUGGAAUGACUGGAUAGUUGCGCCACCAGGCUACCAUGCCUUUUAUUGCCAAGGAGAGUGCCCGUUCCCUCUGGCAGACCACCUAAACUCUACUAACCAUGCUAUUGUACAGACACUGGUCAACUCAGUAAAUAGUAACAUUCCCAAGGCAUGCUGUGUGCCCACAGACCUAAGUCCAAUAUCGUUGCUUUAUUUAGAUGACCAUGAGCGAGUGAUUCUGAAGAACUAUCAGGAUAUGGUUGUGGAAGGCUGUGGGUGCCGCUAAACACAAGGACUUCAAUAAACUUUUGCAAAGACACUUUAUUUUUCCCAAUACUAUUCUUUAUUUAUGCUAAAAGUUUUAAGUAAGACACAUAUUUUGAAAAAAUAUAAAUCUAUAUUUAUGUCCACUAAUGGGAAAAUAAAUAUUUGAAUUGGAGUUCAAGUAAUGUAUUUUCCAACCUACAUUUUCAUAAGUACUUUUUUCCACACAUGAAGUAUGCUGGUCAGAUUUUGUAUUUAUUUCUAUCGUAACCACUUCUAGUAAAUAGUUUUUAUCUAUUUAUGUGUAAACGCGUACAUGUGUACAAUGUUUAAACACACUAUAGAUGGAUUUAUGUAUCUCCUUUAGAUUGAAAAGUACAACGUGGACUAUUCACUGUAGAUUUGUUAAAGCCUUAAAUUUAGAGCUAUGCUGCAAUUUCAGUUCCAUCUGCACUACAGUGUCAAAUGGAGAACUAUGUUUGGUAAAGCUACACAGAAAUGUAUAGAUCAUUGGGCCUUUCUUAAAGCUGCAGUAUGUAACAUUUAGGGAAUAUUGGGGACCUCUCUGGUAGAAAUAUGUUACUGCGAAAAACUAACAAUUUUAUAAUGUCAUUUGUGCUGCUUACCCCCGCUAUAAACGAGCUCAGAAGGCACAUUACAGUAGUAUUCCUAAAGAUGUCAUCAGUUCACAAGGUUAUGUCGAACACAAGAACAACAAUUUACCCAAAGAAAUAAAGAAUAAAUGUGGGUGACCAGUAUAGCUCUAAGCUAACGACAUAAAUUAUAUAUAAUAUUAUAAUAUGUUGGGUUAUGUAGUAACUUUUGAUUAUUUAACUGUCAGUAAAAAUCAGAUUGGCUCAGAAUUAAAUUAUAGACAGGCAGUAGAGUCUUGUAUCCCACACAGAGAUUAAAAAAAAUGUAAACACUGGUGGGGGUGGAAGUUUCUUCAAUAGAUUUUUGGCAACUAUACAUUGUGGGAAUCUUUGUUUUAAAUUACUAAGCCUCAGCAGAACCAUGUAAUUUUGUAGAGAAGAACAUUCUGAACAAUUCUAAUAUGAAUAUUUAGACUGUGUGAGAGUAAAGAGGAUGGAAUAGUUAGAUUAGGACAGGUAGUGAAGCCCAUGUAACCUACUGACAAAAACCCAAGCUGCAGUACACUCAAAUCCACACAUAAGGCCUAAAUAUGUGAACACCCCUCAAGUGUUUCAGCCUCACUCAUUGCUAAUAGGUAUACAAUCAUUAAUGCAAAAUAAGCUCCUACCCUAAAAGCAUGACUGUUAUCUACAAGUGCAUGGUUAACAACCUUAGGUUGAAGGAACUCCAGUGGCCUGCUCAAUCAUUGGGAAAAACUCCCAAACUGAUUGCACUCACAGAUUUUAUGCCAGACCUUCUGGUCCAACAUUAGAGCCCAGCUUCACAAAUGCACUGUUGACUAAAUAGGCUUAAACUCAAAAGGACACACUCCAAAAUCUUUUAAUAAACCUUCCCAAAAUAGUGGAGGCUGUCUCUGCCACCAAGAGGAAAGUCAAUUCCAUUCGAAUGCUCAUGGUUUUGUAAUGGCAUGUUUAGCAAGCUUGUGGUCAGGUGUUCACAUAUUUUUGGCCAUUCAGUGCAGACACAGGCAAAUAGACAAAUGAAUUGUUUGUUGAGUCUGAACUCAGAAAGCACAUGUCACUGUGGGUUAGCAAUGAAGCUAAGCUAAUCUCCCUGUAUGUGCUAUUUUGUAACAGAGGACAAACUUGUUCCCCCUUUAGUUUGAAGACAUAAGUAUUAGCUGUUAAAUCAGUCUGUUUUCAGGUAUACUGCCAAAGUAAAAGGUUAAAAAACAUAAAUACUACAAAUAAACAACCAAAUCAAGACAGAAACUAGUAUACAUGUAUCCAACGUUUAACCCAUGUUUUACACUUUCUAUUGUGAUUUUUGGCAGCACAAGGGCAUCACAUUUUAGAUUUGUUUCAUGUUCUUCUACUGACUGACACUUAACAUAUGUUACAAACUGCAGCUUUAAUUAAGGAGCAGUGGUGAAUGUGAAUGCACUUAUUUAGAAGCAAUGUGACAGGUAGUUGACACUGAAUCAUCAGGAACUUUGUUGGUAUGUGUGAGAUCGAUAGUUUGAGUCUAUGAAAUCUACCUACGGUGUAGCCUUAAACACUAUUGCUAUAUGUUCUUAUGUGCUAAAGCUUUGGUUUCCCUUAUAGUAACAUAUCAUGCUUCAUUCAUUGAAUAUGUGUUGUUCACAAGACCUCUAAAUUUUGUAAAGGGGGCGCUGUUAAAAUAUGGUUUGUCAUUUAAGUGUCAAAAGGAGUAUAGAAAGCUGCUACUUCACUAUAGCAUUUAACCAUCUGUGUCAUUUUGUAGGUCUACGUGUUUAAAUUAUGGGCCAAACCUCCCAGUGUUCACGUACUUGAACUCAAUGUCAAAGUUGUAUAAGAAAAAUAAACAUCUCUUGUCUAGGAGUGUUCACAAA